Molecule: messenger RNA, 1498 nt
Organism: Macrosteles quadrilineatus (aster leafhopper)
Lineage: Eukaryota; Metazoa; Arthropoda; Insecta; Hemiptera; Cicadellidae
Product: tachykinin-like peptides receptor 86C
Exons: 9
Coding region: 26-1294 (422 amino acids)
Biological process (GO): G protein-coupled receptor signaling pathway
Cellular component (GO): plasma membrane
Molecular function (GO): tachykinin receptor activity
Source: RefSeq, a predicted model, not a curated record
UUACGAUUGGUCCUACACCACGACAAUGCCUCGCAGACGACCAACCAGACAUCAGAUGUCCUGGCUGAUGCAGAUUGCCUGGACUGCUAUGUUUGCCUUCAUGCUUAUCAUAGCCAUUGGUGGCAACGUCAUUGUUAUCUGGAUUGUUUUAGCUCAUCGUCGAAUGCGCACAGUCACUAACUACUUCCUUUUAAAUCUAUCCAUUGCAGACCUAAUGAUGUCUGUAUUCAACUGUAUCUUCAAUUUUGUGUAUAUGUUGAACAACGAUUGGCAGUUUGGGAGGCCUUAUUGUACCUUCAGUAACUACAUUGCCAACGUGACGGUAGCGGCUAGUGUCUUCACACUUACAGGCAUCUCGUUGGACAGGUUUCUGGCAAUCAAUAGACCUCUGAAACCUAGGAUGUCAAAGACCAGUGCUCAAAUUACCAUAGCAGCAAUUUGGCUGACCAGUUUAAUACUGGGAUCUCCUUGCCUUAUGUAUUCUACUACAGUCACUCACAGACCCUCAGGCCAAACUGCUUGUAUUUUAAUAUGGCCGGACGGGCAGCCUUUGGUUUCUACAAUGGAUUACAUAUAUAACUUGGUGCUGUUCAUGGUGACUUAUGUAACUCCAAUGGCAGCUAUGCUGGGAUGUUACACUGCUAUGGGGAGAGAGCUAUGGGGAAGUCGAUCCAUUGGAGAGCUCACUCAAAGGCAAAUAGACUCCAUAAAGUCUAAACGGAAGGUAGUCCGUAUGUUUAUAGUUAUAGUCACGAUUUUCGGAGUGUGUUGGCUCCCUUACCACUCGUACUUCCUCUACACCCACUACCAUCGUGACGUUCCGUACUCCAAGUACGUCCAACAUCUCUAUCUCAUGUUCUAUUGGCUAGCCAUGUCCAAUGCGAUGGUCAACCCGCUCAUAUACUACUGGAUGAAUGCUAGGUUCAGACAAUAUUUCCGGACUGCCGUGUGUGAAUGGCGAUGUCUUCAACGAUCAGAACAGCACAGUGACGUAGCUGACACGCCACCCAUGAUACGACGGUGUUCUCACUCGUAUUCUCGCUCUAGAUCUGGAGGCACUGGAGACGACUAUUCAAACAACGAGAGGUACAAGCAACAACGACUUGUCCUCAAACAGCAACAAACACAGUGUUUCUGCGCGACAGGUCCCAACAUGCAACAGCACCACACCUGUAGACGGCCAUUGGUGCAGAUCUGUGUGGCGGGCCAACCGGUGUCAUGGCGUCAUCCACAGCACCAACCGUUGUUGACCAACCACGUCAACCACAGGCAUAUGACGUCAUCGCAAGUCUGAAAGUGCCCGUACUGACGUUGUGCCUUGGGUCAUCAAACGUCAACGGUUCGUUUUACAUCGUCUUCGUCAAAUAAUGAUGACAGAUUACGUCAAUAGUAGUUACAUAACGUUGCUACGCAGGAUUUUACUGACAUUGGUGUUAAGCAUAUUUGUGUAUGUGUAGACUUAACAGAUUUGUGAGUGUUAGACUCAAAAUUUGCCUAA